Episyrphus balteatus (marmalade hoverfly) is the source of this 2323-nucleotide messenger RNA. It is a transcript of the gene Vps51, whose product is annotated as vacuolar protein sorting-associated protein 51 homolog. The transcript has 9 exons. Bases 4 to 2202 code for a protein of 732 amino acids. Gene Ontology annotation, cellular component: EARP complex; GARP complex; membrane. NCBI's taxonomy places the organism in Eukaryota, Metazoa, Arthropoda, Insecta, Diptera, Syrphidae. Gene Ontology annotation, biological process: retrograde transport, endosome to Golgi; lysosomal transport; Golgi organization. The record is from RefSeq and is a predicted model, not a curated record.
UAAAUGACCGAAAAAACGGGAAGCCCUUACGAUAUGGACAGUACCAACUUUGAGUCUGGUCGUUAUUUAGAAAAACUUCUUAAAGAAUGCACUCUCAAACAAAUAAUGGACACAGAAGCCGUUGUCGUCAAAGACACACAAACUCUUCACAGCGAUAUGCAAACACUGGUCUAUGAGAAUUACAAUAAAUUCAUAUCGGCAACGGAUACAAUAAGAAAAAUGAAGAACGACUUCAAACAAAUGGAAACUGAUAUGAAUUUGUUAAAAACCAAAAUGCAAACUAUAACUUCUUUUAGUGACAAAAUAACAGGAACACUCCAAGGCACAAGAUCACAGUUGUGUAAGCUUUCAGAGAAACACUCUCUACUCAAACGUUUGCAAUUUCUAUCAUCGCUUCCGGGGAAGCUAAAAGGUCUAAUUGACGAGGAAAACUAUAAUCAAGCUGUUCAAGAUUACAUUCAUGCCAAAAAAGUAUUUCAACAAUAUGGCAAUCAGCCAUCGUUUGAUGGCAUUCAAAAGGAUUGCGAGAGUAUCAUUGAAGAUUUGAAAGAUAAACUUCGAAGAGACUUUCAAUUGGCUGGAAAUACUGCACAAUCGUUGACUGAAAUCGGCGAGUUGAUGUUGCAGCUGGAUGAAAAGCCUGCCGAUUUGGCAAGUGAUAUGUUGCAAUGUGCUUCGAAAAGAUUACACGAACAAAUUGUUAUGUUGCAGGAUCAAAAUGAACGAGAUAUGAUUGAAUUUGUUGAUAUGGGCAUUGAAGGUUUUCUCAGUGAUUUGACUUUGGUAGUGACUUCAUAUUUUGAUAUGUUUCUGGCAAAGCCGCAUGAAUCAGAACGGGAUGAUUUCCAAGAAAACUGCAUUCGGGAACUGAACGAUUUUUUAAACCGAAACAUAGAUAAGUAUUUGAGUUUGAUUCAGGACAGAGUAGAAUCCGAAAUUGGUUUCGGAGACACCCAAAUAAUGCUACGAGGUCUAGAUCGACUUCAUAGACGUUUAAUGGCAAUGCGUAAUAUGUGUCGUGGAAUUGAAAUUCAACGUAACGCUCUCGACAUAAUAAUUGGUGGUGCACACCAAUUAUGUGAAGUACAUACGAAGAACUUGAAAGAUCAUUUCUCUGAUAGUUUGAGUUCAGUAAGAUUGUCCUUAGUAUCAGCAAAAAGCGAAAGUGGAACCACUAAUUUAAACGAUUUAAUAACAAAUCUUUAUGUGUCAACGGUUGAGAAAGUUAAGGGAGUUCUGCAAGACCUAUUGGUGUUCCUUCAAACUGAAUGGUCUUUCAACAUCAAAGCCGAAUACAAAGGCACAUUAUGUGUUGAAGGAAUACGAGAAAAUUUAUUAAUUGGUUUCCUAAGACAUGUUGCAAGAGUAAUGUCUUCAUUUGCUGAUACAUCCUCAUCUAGUCCUCCGAACCUGUUGCUUGUUCUUUCCAAAACUUGUCUUGAGAUGGAACAAAAUGGAGCUCAUGUGUUGAUUUCCCUGGGAGAUGACCUUUACGAAAUUGAUUCAGAAAAUAGUGCAACGCUUACACAUGAAACUGAAAUUUGCAGCGAAAUGAGGGAAACAGCUCAAACACUCCUAGAUGCAUAUGUUCGGCUCCAGGGGACAAAUAUUUCACAGAUGCUCCGAAAAAGUGUAGAAACUAGAGACUGGCUCAAUUGCUUGGAACCACGAUCAGUGCGUGCGGUGAUGAAACGAGUUGUUGAAGAGCUAUCGAGUAUUGAAAAUGUUGUAGCUAACUUAUACGAGCCUGGUUCUCGUACAGCAGCUAGUAGUGACUCAAGUCGAAAAACUCACUUUAGUAAUGUUACACAAUCGAAGCAGCAAUAUCGAUCGAAUUGGUCCAACUAUACACCAUCUCAACUAGAAUCGAGCUAUGUUUCAAACAUUCAUCGAUUGUUUUCGGAACGAAUUGAUAUCUUCACUUCGGUUGAGUUUUCUAAAGUGUCUAUAAUUACGGGAAUUAUUAAAAUAGGGUUAAAGACUUUGUUGGAAUGUGUUCGCUUGCGAACAUUUAGCAAAUUUGGUUUGCAACAAAUACAAGUUGACACUCAUUAUCUGCAAAUGAAUCUAUGGCGUUUUGUUACGGAUGAAAACUUGGUUAACUUUUUGCUGGAUGAAAUUUUGGGUUCAGCUGUUCAUCGGUGUUUAGAAUCGAUUCUAAUGGAACCCAAUGCUGUUGAAAUUAUAUGCGAACGUGGUUAGUAUUAAUAUAAAAUUCUAUUUUGUUAAAUUUGUCACAUUCCGUCUCAUAACAUUAUUUAUUGUGUUUUAAAAAUUAAUUUAAAUGUUUUUUAUGUAUAUUUUAUUACAAGCUUAAUGGAAA